AGUUCUGGAUGCCCGAUGACGUACUCAGCGAGAGGGGUGCAGGACUACAUUUCCCAUUAUGCUCCGAGGUGGGCAGGACCCGGAAGUGAGGGCGUGCGAGGCCUCUCUGGAAGUUGUCCCGGGUGUUCGCCGCUGGAGCUCCGGGUCCAGAGGACUAGGUGCCGCUGCCGGGAGGAUCGUCCGCUGCCGCCGGCUCCCGGAGCCCAGCCCUUUCCUAACCCAACCCAACCCUGCCCAGUCCCAGCCGCGAACCCCGGCGUUACCAUGAAUCCUGCCGUCUUCCUAUCCUUACCCGACCUCAGAUGCUCCCUGCUGCUCCUGGUAACCUGGGUUUUUACUCCUGUAACAACUGAAAUAACAAGUCUUGAUACAGAGAAUAUAGAUGACAUUUUAAACAAUGCUGAUGUUGCUUUAGUAAAUUUUUAUGCUGACUGGUGUCGUUUCAGCCAAAUGUUGCAUCCAAUUUUUGAGGAAGCUUCUAAUGUCAUUAAGGAAGAAUAUCCCAAUGAAAAUCAAGUAGUGUUUGCCAGAGUUGAUUGUGAUCAGCACUCUGAUAUAGCCCAGAGAUAUAGGAUAAGCAAAUACCCAACCCUCAAAUUAUUUCGUAAUGGGAUGAUGAUGAAGAGAGAAUACAGGGGCCAGCGCUCAGUGAAAGCUCUUGCAGAUUACAUCAGGCAACAAAAAAGCGACCCUGUUCAAGAACUUCAUGACUUAGCAGAAAUCACCACUCUUGAUCGCAGCAAAAGAAAUAUCAUUGGAUAUUUUGAGCAAAAGGAUUCAGAAAACUAUAGAGUUUUUGAAAGAGUAGCAAAUAUUUUGCACGAUGAUUGUGCCUUCCUUUCUGCAUUUGGAGCUGUUUCAAAACCAGAAAGAUACAGUGGAGACAACAUAAUCUACAAACCACCAGGGCAUUCUGCUCCAGAUAUGGUAUACUUGGGAUCUAUGACAAAUUUCGAUGGGACUUACAAUUGGAUUCAAGAUAAAUGUGUUCCUCUUGUUCGAGAAAUAACAUUUGAAAAUGGAGAGGAAUUGACAGAAGAAGGACUGCCUUUUCUCAUACUCUUCCACAUGAAAGAAGAUACGGAAAGUUUAGAAAUAUUCCAGAAUGAAGUAGCCCGACAAUUAAUAAGUGAAAAAGGUACAAUAAACUUUUUGCAUGCGGACUGUGACAAGUUUAGACAUCCACUUUUGCACAUACAGAAAACUCCAGCAGACUGCCCUGUCAUAGCUAUUGACAGCUUUAGGCACAUGUAUGUGUUUGGAGACUUCAGGGAUGUAUUAAUUCCUGGAAAACUCAAGCAAUUCGUAUUUGACUUACAUUCUGGAAAAUUGCACAGAGAAUUCCAUCAUGGUCCUGACCCAACUGAUAUAGCCCCAGGACAGCAAGUCCAAGAUGUAGCAAGCAGUCCACCUGAGAGCUCCUUCCAGAAAUUAGCACCCAGCGAAUAUAGGUAUACUUUAUUGAGGGAUCGAGAUGAGCUUUAAAAACUUGAAAAACAAUUUGCAAGCCUUUCAAACAGCAGCAUCAACUUACGUGGUGGAAAUAGUAAACCUAUAUUUUCAUAAUUCUAUGUGUAUUUUUAUUUUGAAUAAACUGAAAGAAGUUUUGGGUUUUUAAUUUUUUUUUUCUCCCCCUGACUCAAAAGGCAUUGUCAUUUAAUAUAGCCUCUUUUUAAAAAUCUGUUAGGGAUAAAAAAAUAAAAAUAAAAAUCAGAGGCCUAUCUUUGCUUUAAAUCUGUCCUUUAAAAUUUUUAUAAAUCAAGUGAAAGGUGACAUUGCCAGAAACAUACCAUUAACUUGCACUGCUAGGUAAGGGAGGACUUAGGGAUGUCUCCUGUGUAGUAUGUGCUUUUCUUUAUAUACAAUCAGUCCUGUUGGUAUUUUCAUUGUCACAUUUCUCAAAGCUAAGAGGGUAUAUAUUCUGGAUACUUGGGAGGGGAAUAAAUUAAAAUUUUCACACUGUGUACUGUGUUUUACUGAUUGGUUGGAUAUUGCUUAUGAAAAUUCCACAGUGGUAUUUUUUGGAUUCUUAAUAUGUAACUUAAACAUACUAUGAAGAGGAGGAGAGCCAUAAGCCAGAACAUUUGGCGGAAUUGUCCUUAUGAAUUAAGAAAAAGAAAAUGAAAAGUGUUAUUAAAUUUCUUUGUGUUUAUCUAACAAAAUGGCAUAUGGAUGGCAUUUAAAACUUUGAAUUAUACCUAAAUCUGAGAUACUGGUAGAGCAGGUUACCAGUGUUGAACCAGAUUAUUUUUAAGGCUCCUCCUAUCAUGACACAUUAAUUUCCAAAGACGAAAACCAGCAGAGAAAUUGUAUUUCAGUAAUUCUAAUCUUCUAUCUUGUAGAGUCUUGUUGUAGUUGUAUAGAUCAAAAUCGAAGACAAUAAGGCACAUAAUUUUUUUUUCCCCAUUGUAAAAUUGUUAGAGGACCCUACCCCACUAGAUUCCCUGAUUUCCCAGGCCUGCAAUGUAUAGUCAAAUGGGUUCCUGUGCCAGGCCUCAGUACUGCCAGGGAACAAAACCAGAGGGAGAGGACCCUCCGUGUCAUAUCAGGAGGCCCAAUGCCCAAGGAAGACAGGUUCAAAAUUGGCUUUCCUCUGGGCCUGGGUUGGUGCUAUAGGCCAAGAGUCAUUUUAUACUUGGAGUCUGAGUCAAUCCCAGUUUGGGGAAAGAUUAUUUUUAAGCUUAAAAGGCUGACAUGUGCCAUUAUAUGUAGUGUGUAAUAUAUGUAACAUCUUCCAAUUCUUUUAAAAUAAAGUUGAAUAUUUAUAAUGCAUAUUUAAUGAUUGUUGUUUUAAAAAAAAUCAGCCUAGAAUUCUUAGUUAUGCAUGACUUAUCCAUCAUUUCAUUCAGAAUAAUAAAUGUUGUUAAUAAGGUGAUAAGGGGCAUGUUUAGUAUAUCUUACCAGACUGUUAAUUAGAAAAGCAGGACAGAGCUUCCUCAAGGUUGAGUCUUAGUUCUGUUCAAUUCGUUGCUUCUAAUUAAUAACUCUGAAAUCAGAGUUGUAGUCUUCAGGUCAGAUGAUGGACCAAAUCUGAGGCAGUUAAAAUGAAAAUUCGUGAACAUUCAGCAGGGCAGCGUACAACACCAAGAGCAGCAUAUGCAAUUAACUGGAAUAAGUUUAUAAUCCUGUAAUUGGUUUUAAAAAUAUUUAAACAAAAGAUAAACACUCAAAUAUUGGAUUGCAGAGAGCUGACUUGAGAAUAGUUAUUAUGAAAAAGGCCUCAAGGAACACAGGGUCAGUGUGAUCGAAGAUAACAGAGUGGCUGUUAAAUUAUAUUUGAGGCUGCAUGAUUUAGCUUUUAUGCAUAUUGGGUCUUAAAUGUUUAUUGAAUAAGUGAGCUGCAAAGUGAUGUUGGGUAAUUUUUGUACCCUUCAAGGGCUGAGCACUCAUCAGGACUGGGUGCCCCAUUUUAUAAAAGGGGGUUAAAAAGCUCAAGUACAAAACACCAAAACGCAUUAGAAAAGAUAAGUUUUUGCGGGGCGGGGAAGGUGAGGAGGCCUGUGGCUAAGAAAAUGAGAAUGGAAGUUAGAGAAAGAAUGGGAGCUGAUUGUACAGGGGCUUGAAUGCCAAGCUAAGAGGUUUUUACUGUAUCUUACAGGCAGCAGAGAUCCACUCACAGAUUUUUAAGCCAGGAAGUAUGUUCAUGUUUAAGUUUGAGAAAGAAUAUUGUGGCCAGAACUAAGAGAUGGAGAGGAA
Molecule: messenger RNA, 3696 nt
Organism: Mustela erminea (ermine)
Lineage: Eukaryota; Metazoa; Chordata; Mammalia; Carnivora; Mustelidae
Gene: ERP44
Product: endoplasmic reticulum protein 44
Exons: 12
Coding region: 16-1485 (489 amino acids)
Source: RefSeq, a predicted model, not a curated record